Messenger RNA from Ostrinia nubilalis (European corn borer), 5885 nucleotides. RefSeq names its product brefeldin A-inhibited guanine nucleotide-exchange protein 1 (gene Sec71). NCBI's taxonomy places the organism in Eukaryota, Metazoa, Arthropoda, Insecta, Lepidoptera, Crambidae. Gene Ontology annotation, biological process: regulation of ARF protein signal transduction. The record is from RefSeq and is a predicted model, not a curated record. The coding region runs from base 239 to 5383 and encodes 1714 amino acids. The transcript has 3 exons. Gene Ontology annotation, molecular function: guanyl-nucleotide exchange factor activity.
UUGACAUGUUUGUGAUGAGGUGUGAAUCGUGAAAUACCCUGUCUCGCUGAAAUGAUUUUUACGUAAAACCAUCCGUUGCCAAGACUUUUGUGAUGCUACAUUUGUGUUGUUAUUUAUCGAAGAAAUAAUCCUACGAAUACAAUAGAACAGUGCCUCAACAAUCUCCAUAAAUGACUAUAGAAACACGCAAUUGAGUCGAUUCCGAUAGGAACGAAUGGAGUGAUUUCCUUAUUAAAUAAUGAUGCAAACCAAUCUAAAAACUAAAGAAAUGUUUAUAGUCCGAGCGUUAGAGAAGAUAUUAGCCGAUAAGGAUAUAAAAAGGUCCUAUCACAGUCAGUUGAAAAAGUCCUGUGAGGUAGCUCUAGAGGAAAUAAAGACAGAGUUGAAAGAUGGCGGACAAGGAGACACACCUGAAAAUCCAACUUCAGGGACACUCCCACUGCCCAAGAAUGAUGCCUCCAACAUCAUCACAGCAGAGAAAUAUUUCCUGCCUUUCGAACUGGCAUGUCAAAGUAAAGCAUCAAGGAUAGUUGUCACUGCCCUGGACUGUUUGCAAAAACUCAUAGCCUAUGGCCACCUGACAGGCAAUAUUCCAGACUCCACUACUCCAAGAAAACUCCUCAUUGACCGCAUAGUUGAAACCAUUUGCAGUUGCUUUACAGGGCCCCAGACAGAUGAAGGUGUCCAACUCCAAAUAAUAAAGGCUCUCCUCACUGUUAUAACCAGCCAACAUGUUGAAGUACAUGAAGGAACAGUACUACUGGCAGUCAGAACAUGUUACAACAUCUACCUUGCAAGCAAAAAUCUUAUCAACCAAACAACAGCAAGAGCAACCCUGACACAAAUGCUGAAUGUCAUAUUCACAAAGAUGGAGAAUCAAGCAAUGGAGUCUGACCAUCAUCCUCCUGAAGCUCCACACAAAAUACCAAAUGGCAAUGUUGUCUCUGAAGAUGGACAUGCAAACCAUGUUUAUGAAGAAGAGAAGGAAGCUACAACACCUGUGCAAGAGAAAGAGCCAGGAAAUGAUAUAUUUGAAGCAAAGAUUAUUGCUAAACAAAUUGUAGAUUCUGUCAUAGAUAAUGCUAUUAGUAUUGCAUCUAAGAAAAAUGCUGAGGAAUUGAAUGAAAAUUUACCUGACAAUAAUGAGAAUCCUUCAGACUCCCAUGAUAGUGGAAGUGUGUCACAAGAGAGCAAUGGUCAAGCUGGCACUGAACCCUCUAUUACAAGAAUACCAUCACAAGAAAGUGUUGAUGUUGCAUCAGAAAAUGACAAUUCAGUCACUGCUAAGUUUACCCAUGUCCUUCAAAAAGAUGCCUUCUUAGUUUUCAGAGCUCUCUGUAAAUUAUCAAUGAAGCCUUUGCCUGAAGGCACCCCAGAUCCUAAAUCCCAUGAAUUGAGAUCUAAGAUUUUAUCAUUGCAUUUACUUUUAUCUAUUCUACAAAAUGCUGGCCCAGUUUUUAGGAACAAUGAAAUGUUCAUCACAGCUAUCAAACAAUAUCUCUGUGUAGCAUUAUCUAAGAAUGGUGUCAGUUCAGUACCUGAGGUCUUUGAACUCUCUUUGGCUAUUUUCUUAGCUCUCCUUCAAAAUUUCAAAGUCCACCUCAAAAAGCAAAUUGAGGUCUUUUUCAAAGAAAUUUUCAUGAACAUCCUGGAAACAUCUAGUUCUUCUUUUGAACAUAAAUGGAUGGUGAUCCAAGCUCUCACCAGGAUCUGUGGUGAUGCCCAGAGUGUGGUAGACAUCUAUGUAAACUAUGAUUGCGAUUUGUCGGCGGCAAAUCUUUUCCAGCGCUUGGUUAACGAUGUGUCGAAAAUCGCACAAGGUAGGCAGGCAUUGGAGCUGGGCGCAACUCCAAAUCAAGAAAAAUCGAUGCGUAUACGAGGCCUAGAAUGUCUCGUUUCAAUCUUGAAAUGCAUGGUUGAGUGGAGCAAAGAACUUUACAUCAACCCCAAUUUGCAAACGACACUUGGCGAGAGAACUACGAAGGAAGAUACUGAUCACCAUAGCAUCAAAUCUCAUGGUGGAUCAAGUCUAAGUUUAGUUUCAACUGGUUCCAGUAACAUUGGUAAUAGGGAAACUUUGGAUUCCCCUGAACAAUUUGAAGUAUUAAAACAACAAAAAGAAGUUUGGGAGACAGGCAUUGAACUAUUCAACAGAAAACCUAAAAAGGGGGUUGCUUUCCUACAGGAACAAAGUUUAUUGGGCACUUCAACAAAAGAAAUUGCAGAGUGGUUAUUGACUGAUGAGAGACUUGAUAAAACUUUCAUUGGUGAAUUCUUAGGCGAAAACGACGAACAUUCCAAAGAAGUUAUGUAUGCCUACAUUGAUUCAAUGAAUUUUUCGGAUAUGGAUAUUGUUGCUGCACUGCGUCAUUUCUUGGAAGGGUUCCGCCUACCCGGCGAGGCCCAAAAGAUCGACAGAUUGAUGGAAAAAUUCGCUUCUCGCUAUUGCGAAUGCAAUCCAAACAACACCCUAUUUUCCAGUGCUGACACUGUUUACGUAUUGGCGUUUUCCAUAAUAAUGCUAACAACUGACUUACACUCGCCACAAGUUAAGAAUAAAAUGACAAAAGAACAAUACAUCAAAUUGAACAGUGGUAUAAGUGACAAUAGCGAUCUGCCACGUGAAUAUCUAUCUCAGAUCUAUGACGAAAUCGCUGGUCACGAGAUUAAAAUGAAAAACGUAUCGAAACCUGGCAAACACAUGAUUUCUAAUGAGAAAAAACGCAAGUUUAUUUGGAACAUGGAAAUGGAGCAGAUAUCUACUGCUGCUAAAAAUUUAAUGGAGUCAGUAUCGCACGUACAGACACCAUUCACAACGGCAAAACACGUCGAACAUGUGCGACCCAUGUUCAAAAUGGCUUGGACACCAUUUCUUGCUGCAUUUUCUGUAGGACUACAAGAUUGCGAUGACCCAGAAAUAGCUUCGCUCUGCUUGGAUGGUAUCCGAUGCGCCAUUCGUAUCGCUUGCAUUUUCCACAUGUCCCUGGAAAGAGACGCCUACGUACAAGCACUGGCUCGAUUCACACUUCUCACGGCCAAUUCGCCCAUAACAGAAAUGAAGGCUAAGAAUAUCGACACAAUUAAAACUUUGAUUACUGUCGCUCAUACUGAUGGAAAUUACUUGGGCUCAAGUUGGUUGGAUGUGGUCAAAUGCAUUUCUCAGCUAGAACUAGCACAGCUAAUCGGGACAGGCGUGCGGCCUCAAUUUUUAUCCGGCUCCGGCAUCAAACCACAGCCAGAUUCCUUGAAAUUCAGCCUGAUGUCUUUAGAUCCAAGUGUCAAAGAGCACAUCGGAGAAACAAGCUCCCAAAGCGUGGUGGUAGCCGUCGAUAGAAUUUUCACUGGGUCCACGAGACUCGACGGUGACGCUAUCGUCGAUUUCGUCAAAGCUCUUUGUCAAGUAUCUCUCGAUGAAUUGAGCCACCCAUCGAAUCCUCGAAUGUUUUCUCUCCAGAAAAUAGUUGAAAUAUCAUAUUACAAUAUGGGUCGUAUUAGGUUGCAGUGGUCUCGAAUAUGGCAAGUUCUUGGUGAUCAUUUCAAUAAAGUCGGAUGUAGCAGCAACGAGGACAUUGCAUUCUUUGCUGUUGAUUCCUUGAGGCAACUAUCCAUGAAAUUCAUAGAAAAGGGCGAAUUUGCGAACUUUAAAUUCCAAAAAGACUUCUUACGGCCUUUCGAACACAUCAUGAAGAAAAAUAGUUCGCCAACAAUAAGAGAUAUGGUCGUCAGAUGUAUUGCACAAAUGGUUAAUUCGCAAGCCCCGAAUAUCAAAUCAGGAUGGAAGAAUAUAUUUUCAGUAUUUCACUUAGCAGCGAGUGACCAAGACGAGGCAAUCGUUGACUUAGCAUUCCAGACAACAGGGAAAAUCAUUACAGAGCUCUACGAAAAGCAAUUCCCUGCCAUGAUCGAUUCAUUCCAGGACGCCGUAAAAUGUUUAUCUGAAUUCGCUUGUAAUGCAAAAUUCCCUGAUACGUCCAUGGAAGCUAUAAGGCUGGUGAGAUCUUGCGCGUCAGCCGUGGGCGCCUCCCCGCAGCUCUUCGCGGAACACGCCGGCCUCGAAGGGGAACAGGGAGCUCCGGAAGAAGACAGAGUAUGGCUCAGAGGAUGGUUCCCCUUACUCUUCUCAUUGUCUUGUGUCGUCAGUCGAUGCAAACUAGACGUGCGCACUCGAGGCCUGACAGUCUUAUUCGAGAUUAUAAAAACGCACGGUGAUUCAUUCCGUCCGCACUGGUGGAGAGAUUUAUUCAAUAUACUGUUCAGAAUCUUUGACAAUAUGAAAUUACCUGAGCACCAAUUGGAGAAGAACGAGUGGAUGACUACCACUUGUAAUCACGCGUUGUACGCAAUCGUGGACGUCUUCACGCAAUACUUCGACAUUCUUGGCUCUCUUCUGCUGGAGCAGCUGUAUGCGCAGUUGCACUGGUGCGUGCAGCAGGACAACGAACAACUCGCGCGGUCCGGCACCAACUGCUUGGAAAAUCUAGUCAUUUCAAACGGAACAAAAUUCAAUGCAGACACUUGGAGCAAAACAUGUCAGAUAAUGUUGGACAUUUUCAACAGCACUUUACCUACUACGCUGUUGACGUGGAAGCCUGACGAAAACGAGGACGGCGAGACGCCGCAUGUGCGUCACGGUAUAUUGAAGAAGCCGCAAGGUGGGGACGAAGCGAAGUCGUCUAAUCGUGUAUUCAACAGCCUCCUGAUCAAAUGCGUAGUCCAGCUGGAAUUGAUUCAGACGAUCGACAACAUCGUCUUCUACCCGGCUACGUCUAGAAAAGAAGAUGCGGAGACGUUGGCUCUGGCUGCCGCGGAACUUACCGGAGGCACGCCGGGCACCGAGCAGGAGUGCCAGCGCGAGGAGCAGGGCAUGUACAGGCUGCUGAGCUCGCCCCAUCUGUUACGUCUCGUCGAGUGCCUGAUGUGCAGUCAUCGCUUCGCAAAGACUUUCAACACGAACAAUGCGCAAAGAAACGUACUUUGGAAGGCUAACUUCAAGGGGUCUGUCAAACCGAACAUGCUGAAGCAGGAGACGCAGUCUCUUGCGUGCGUCCUGCGGAUACUUUUCAAGAUGUACAGCGACGAGGCGCGGAGAGACCACUGGCUCGCUGUGCAGAAGAGUCUGAUAACGAUUUGCUGCGAGGCCUUGGAAUACUUCGCCGGAGUAACGAGCGAAGCCCACAGGGACGCGUGGACGUCCAUUCUGCUGUUGAUUCUCACCAGAAUACUGAAGAUGCCUGACGAAAGAUUUGCGGCACACGUGUCCAGCUACUACCCGCUGCUGUGUGAGAUCACGUGCUUCGACCUGAAGCCGGAGCUGCGAUCGGUGCUGCGGCGCGUGUUCAUCCGCAUCGGGCCCGUCUUCAACAUCAUCUCCAACACGCAAUAGCACGCUGUUAUUUUUAAUACAAAAUGGCCUUAUAACUAGUUUUGUAGGUUAAAGUAUGACUUUUGAUGUUAAUGUUAAAAUAAAAUACAUUUCGUUGAUUUCUUAAAUUUUAAUGUAAUAUUUGACAGCGAUCAGUACUUCAGUAGUAUUAAAAGUGAUCUAUUAUAUAAAUAUAGGGUGUAGUAGUCUUAUGUUUAAUUUAUAUAACUUAUUAUUUUAAUAUCAACAGUUAAAAAUUAUAAUUGUAUAAUAAAUCAUAGAAGUUGUAUCAUAAAUUAUAGUUUAUUCUGUAUAUUUGAAAGUUUUUACUGUAUGGGGAGCUGAAUUCACUCGCCGCCGUGGUUGCUUAUUACUUUGAUUUCAAGCUAGACUGAUCAGACUGUGAUUGCGAUUAUCAUUUCCACAGCUUUUGUGUGUUACAUUUCUAUUCCAUGGGGUGACUUCAGAACUCGCACGCAAACUGAUUAUAUUAUCCUUAUUAAAAUAAAAAUUAUAAAUGAUA